CCGGCGAGCCGAGAGCGAGCGGGAGCUUCCGCCAUGGAGGCUCUGGCGGAGGCUCCCGUGGCAGUCGCCGUGGCCGUGGUGGCUGCGUCGGCCCUGCUGCUGCUGCUGCUGAGGGGCGCGGGCCGGGGGGCGAGCCGCCCCGUCACCCUGCGGGACCCGCAGGCCAAGUACGCGCUGCCGCUGCUGGGCAAGGAGGAAGUCAGUCAUGAUACUAAGAAAUUCCGGUUUGGGCUACCUUCACCAGAUCAUAUAUUAGGACUGCCUGUAGGCCAACACGUUUACCUUUCUGCAAAAAUCAAUGGUAAUCUGGUGAUCCGAGCCUAUACCCCAGUUUCCAGUGAUGAGACAAAAGGUUAUGUUGAUCUAAUUAUAAAGGUCUACUACAAAAAUGUGAAUCCCAAGUUCCCAGAAGGUGGGAAGAUGUCUCAGUACCUAGAUGACAUGAAGAUUGGAGAUGUUAUUGACUUCAGAGGGCCAAAUGGACUCCUUGUCUAUAAAGGGUCAGGUACCUUUCUUAUCAAGCCCGAUAAGAAGUCUGAAGCACAGAAGAAGUUUGCAAAGCACCUUGGGAUGAUAGCUGGAGGAACAGGAAUAACUCCUAUGUUGCAGCUGAUCCGUCAUAUCACAAAUGAUCCUAAGGACUCUACAAAAUGUUACCUUCUCUUUGCUAAUCAGACCGAAAAAGAUAUAUUGCUAAGAGCUGAGCUGGAAGACAUUGCCAAGAAGCACCCUGAUCAGUUCACAGUAUGGUAUACCCUGGACAGGCCUCCACAAGACUGGAAGUACAGUUCUGGCUUCAUCACCGCGGACAUGAUUAAAACCCACCUCCCUUCCCCUGGCAGUGAGACACUCAUUCUCAUGUGCGGGCCACCACCCAUGAUUCAGUUUGCGUGUCAGCCCAACCUGGACAAACUCGGCUAUCCCAAGAGCAAUACGUUUUCUUAUUAACAGUGAUGUCAUCCAAUACCUUUUCUUGAAUUUUCUUGAUCCCUUUUGGACUCUUUCUAUUUUCUGGAGACAGUGGAGACUGUGGACCUGAAUCCGUUCCAGAAGGAGGAGGUGAAAGGUCAUCUGAGACUACUGUACCAUCCAUGUUCUCUGUUUCUCCUGGGUUAAGAACAGUAAUAGUCAUAUUUUGUACUAAUUGUUGACAAAGUGGUUAUCUCUAAUACUUUAAAAAAGGUAAUAAAUAAAGAUAAAAUAAAGCGUUCUUGUAUAAAAAAAUCUUGCUCAGAAGGUGAAAAAAAUAUUAGUUAUACAUUUCAUACAAAAAAAAAUGAGUAAAACAGUAUUGUUGUUUCAAUUUAUUUAAAAACAUUAAUUAAUUCAGGGUCUUCACUUGGGUCUGCUCUUGCCUUUACUAUUCUUAAUACCAAAACUCUUCCAUCAAAAUCAGUGGGAAUUUUACUGUUUUCACUGAAGAGUAAGAUUAUGAAAAAGUAUUAAAAUAAAUAAAUACAUAAAUCCCAUAUGAAUGCCA
Molecule: messenger RNA, 1480 nt
Organism: Oxyura jamaicensis (ruddy duck)
Lineage: Eukaryota; Metazoa; Chordata; Aves; Anseriformes; Anatidae
Product: NADH-cytochrome b5 reductase 2
Exons: 10
Coding region: 34-948 (304 amino acids)
Cellular component (GO): mitochondrion
Molecular function (GO): FAD binding; oxidoreductase activity
Source: RefSeq, a predicted model, not a curated record